This is a messenger RNA of Aaosphaeria arxii CBS 175.79, 726 nucleotides long. RefSeq lists its product as uncharacterized. Gene Ontology annotation, molecular function: ATPase inhibitor activity. Gene Ontology annotation, biological process: negative regulation of ATP-dependent activity. The coding region runs from base 271 to 576 and encodes 101 amino acids. Gene Ontology annotation, cellular component: mitochondrion. Lineage: Eukaryota; Fungi; Ascomycota; Dothideomycetes; Pleosporales. The transcript is spliced from 4 exons. The record is from RefSeq and is a predicted model, not a curated record.
AUUACCACUACUUACUGCACGAGAAAGAGCAGUACCAAUCUCGGUCGGGUGAACAGUCCUUUUCCGACACACAUAUACCAUCACAUGACCCUCCGGUUAUGACGUGUGGCCUGUGCGAUCACCUCACCUGCAAACCGUCGAAAGCAGUAUAAACCUAUAAGCCCAGCUUUUGCUCCACCUCACAGUAGUCUCGGUCACAUUAAGCUUCCCUCCUCAUUCCAUUACCUCCCCCCUCCCCCAACCAUCAUCCCAAUUGCACACCAAACCACCAUGUAUCGCACAUCCAUCAUCAAGGCUGCCCGCCCAUUGGCCUCCAAGCGCCUCCUCUCCACCACUGCCCGCGUCAUGACCGGCGGAGACACUGGCUCCGGUGCUUCGCGGGCGGGCGGAAUCCGCUCUGGUGACGCCUUCACCAAGCGCGAAGCUGCCAACGAGGAGAUGUACAUCAGGCAGGAAGAGCGCGCCAAGCUUUUGGCAAUCAAGGAGAAGCUCAAGCAGCAGAGGCAGCACAUCGAUGAGCUCGAGAAGCACAUUGACGAUGUCACCAAGGAGCGAUCCGGCGGCGAGCACAACUAAAUGCCAACCUCCCCCUCCCCCCACCUUAAUAAACGUACGAAAUGAAAGCGUAGCCCCGUUGGAACGGUGGACCCCGUGAUUUGCGUUUGCAUCGACUUGUAUCAGACAGCUUUUUUGUACACCAUCUCGGGAAAAAAAAACAUCCAAAUC